UGCUUUCAUAUCGGGAUCACAGUCAUUGGGUGCGAUGCUGCCUCUGGGUGCUCUGCAACCGACAGCCGCCCGACCGACUGCCGCAGGGGCUUUCUGAACCAGAGCCGAGUGCUGCCUACACACACAAGCUACCAGCUCUCAUACUCGGCAAAAUCGCUCCACUAUCACGUACUGACCUAACAGUAUAUGAUAUUUUCAAUGGACGCCGUUUCGCACGAUAUGUUUUAAGUCGCAGUUUUUGAACGUGGAAAUUACCCCUUCUUCUCGGAUUAAUUUUUGAGGUACAACUGUGAUCUCUUCAUCACACAUCGACUGGAGCAGAGUCAGCCACUCCAUUUGCUAGCGCAUGCGAACAUCUCGUCGUUGGCAGUUAGCUUGGUAACGUUAGUCGAUGUGUCUAGCUUUCUGUAUGUUUAGUUUCCAUAAUACUGGAUUUAGUUUUCAGUUGCCCUUGGCAUCGAGCUAGCUUUAGAUUGUGUAUCGUUUUAAACACCAUUAGCUAGCUAAAGCUGGCUAGCUACGUGUUAUAACAAGCAAGGGAGAUUUUGUUCGUCAAAGCACAUCUGACUGGUUCGAGAUCAGCAAGGGGGUUCGUUGGGAUACGGAAUGCGACUCGCUAAAUAACCAAGCCUGGGCUACACAGGAGAAACCACAUACAUUUCUCCGUUUUCAUUCAAAAGGGACCAUGUUUGAGUGACAAGCGAAGGAGGAAGUGGGAUCUCUGAAGCUCCUCCCCCUGCUGGUGGAGACCCUGUACAUCUGGACCAGAGACCCCUUUACUCAGCAGGACAGGAUGCGGAGGUUUGCCUACUGUAAGGUGGUACUGGCCACCUCCCUGGUGUGGGUGAUGUUGGACAUGUUCAUCCUGCUCUACUUCAGUGAAUGUAACAAGUGUGAUGACAAGAGGGAGAGGGGCCUGCCAGGCAGGGACGAUACAGUAGUGCGUACCAGGGAGGGUCCAGGAGAAGGAGGUAAACCUGUGGUGAUUUCUAAAGACAACCAGGAGAAGAUGAAGGAGAUGUUUAAGAUCAACCAGUUUAACCUGAUGGCCUCGGAGAUGAUCGCUUUCAACAGAACCCUGCCUGACGUCCGCCUGGAGGGCUGUAAGAAUAAGCUGUAUCCAGACGAUCUGCCUCGUACCAGUGUAGUGAUCGUGUUCCACAAUGAGGCCUGGUCCACUCUGCUGCGGACCGUCCGCUCUGUCAUCGACCGCUCCCCCAAGUCUCUAUUGGAGGAGGUAGUACUGGUGGACGAUGCUAGUGAGAGAGACUUCCUGAAGCGGCCGUUAGAGCAGUAUGUCAGGAGGAUGGAGGUUCCAGUCAGAGUGGUGAGGAUGGAACAGAGAUCUGGACUGAUCAGAGCUCGACUGAAAGGAGCCUCACUCUCCACCGGACAGGUGAUCACGUUUCUAGACGCUCACUGUGAGUGCACCAUUGGCUGGCUGGAACCUCUACUGGCCCGCAUCAAACUAGACAGGAAAACGGUGGUGUGUCCCAUCAUCGACGUGAUCAGUGAUGACACGUUUGAGUACAUGGCUGGUUCUGACAUGACCUACGGAGGCUUCAACUGGAAGCUGAACUUCCGAUGGUACCCUGUACCCCAGAGAGAGAUGGACCGCCGCAAGGGAGACCGCACUCUGCCCGUCCGGACUCCUACCAUGGCCGGUGGGUUGUUUUCUAUAGACAGAGAUUAUUUCCAGGAGAUAGGGACGUAUGACGCAGGUAUGGACAUUUGGGGAGGAGAGAACCUGGAGAUCUCCUUUAGGAUCUGGCAGUGCGGGGGGACGUUGGAGAUCGUGACGUGUUCUCACGUGGGUCACGUGUUCCGGAAGGCCACGCCCUACACGUUUCCAGGAGGAACGGGUCAGAUCAUCAAUAAGAACAACAGACGCCUGGCCGAGGUCUGGAUGGACCAGUUCAAAAACUUCUUCUACAUCAUCUCCCCUGGUGUGACGAAGGUGGACUAUGGUGACAUCACGUCUCGCUCGUCUCUGAGACAGAAGCUGCAGUGUAAACCUUUCAGCUGGUACCUGGAGAACGUCUAUCCUGACUCCCAGAUACCACGACACUACUACUCAUUGGGAGAGAUCCGUAACGUGGAGACUAACCAGUGUCUGGACAACAUGGCCCGGAAGGAGAACGAGAAAGUUGGCAUCUUCAACUGCCAUGGCAUGGGAGGAAACCAGGUGUUCAGCUACACGGCCAAUAAAGAGAUCAGGACAGAUGACCUGUGUCUAGACGUGUCCAAACUCAACGGUCCUGUCAUGAUGCUCAAGUGUCAUCACCUCAAAGGAAACCAGCUCUGGGAGUAUGACCCCAUGAAGUUGACCCUGAUCCACGUCAAUAGUAACCAGUGUCUGGACAAGGCCAGUGAGGAGGACAGCCAGGUGCCCAGCGUCAGAGACUGCACACACACUCGCUCUCAACAGUGGCUGCUACGCAACGUCACGCUGCCUGAGAUCUUCUGACCGCCGCCCACCCACACACACACACACACACACUGACAGAGAGCGAGAGAUUGAGAGGAGGGAAGAAGGGACAGUCCACGCUGAAUGGGAUGAAGCAGGCUAUCUCUGGGUCCUUCUAUGGCGGCUGCGAGAGAGAGAACAUGUUUGGACUCAAUUGAGGAGAGACAUACUUUUAUCAAGAGAGACUGGUGAUGUUUUAAAGAGAGAGAGAGACCUGCUCCUGGAGAGACAUGUUUUAAAGAGAGAGAGAGAGACUCACAGAGAGAAACAAGGUUCUGUGUUGCUCACACCUUCCAUGGACAAGGCAGUCUUCCCAACGUUGCAAACUCAUCACUUAUGUUUACCUGACUGCCUGUAGUGUGUGUGUGUGUGUGUGUGCGUGUGCGUGUGCGUGUGUGUGAGCAAGUGCGUCUCAAGUAAAGGUGGCUCAUUAGUGAUUUUUUUAUUACAUUUUUUUUCAUUGAGUUUGGAAAUGAACUCUGGUGAACUCAUAUGAAGGAAGGGUGUGUGUGUGUGUGCGUGCGUGCGUGCGUGCGUGCGUGCGUGCGUGCGUGCGUGUGUUUGAGCGAGCGAGCAUGUGUGUACAUGUGUUGGGAUAUACCCUCCUAUUGCAGUAUUGUAUGACUGUGCAUGUAUGAGGACAGCCGCACCUAGCAGUGUCUGUCUCCCUCUAGUGUUCCUCCCCUGAGUUGCUGCCUAAAGAGAGACUCAGAGAGAGGAGAUGGAAACAGAGAGAGAGGGGACUCAACUCUCCAGCGAAGCACCAAGGAACAAUGUGCUGAACCACAAACUGAACUGAUUCCCUAAUUGACAGACCUGCACUCCUACAGACAGAUAUAGAGACAGAAAUAAUAUGUUUGUGAUAUACUGAGAUUUCUAUGUAGACUUUUUUACAUGUCUUUGUUUAUUACUGUGAGAGUUCCACAGAGCAGCGACUGUAGUUUAUCUGUUUAUGUCUUUAAGGUAAAGUGUUUAACAUAGAGCUAAUACGGCUGCUGGUUGACGUUGCCCUUAGCCACAGAUCAAGAAUCAGCUUACCCUCCCCAAAUCCUAACGUUAACCAUUAUGGGUAGGAAACAGGAACUGAUCUUAGAUCAGUGUCCGGAGGCAACUUGAUCCUCCUCCGCUAAUACACACUAGUACACACACGGCCCUGGGCCUCUGCAUAUCUGAUGUGAUGGAUCUAAUGAUCACGUACACACAUACACAAACAGAAAUACAAACGCAGGUUACACACGUACACACAUACACAAACAGAGAUAAAUACACAGGUUACACACGUACACACAUACACAAACAGAAAUAAACACACAUACACAAACAGAAAUACAAACACAGGUUACACACGUACACACAUACACAAACAGAAAUACAAACACAGGUACACACGUACACGCAUACACAAACAGAGAUAAACACACAUACAAACACAGGUUACACACAUACACAAACAGAGAUAAACACACAUACAAACACAGGUUACACACAUACACAAACAGAAAUAAACACACAUACAAACACAGGUUACACACAUACACAAACAGAAAUAAACACACAUACAAACACAGGUUACACACAUACACAAACAGAAAUAAACACACAUACAAACACAGGUUACACACAUACACAAACAGAAAUAAACACACAUACAAACACAGGUUACACACAUACACAAACAGAAAUAAACACACAUACAAACACAGGUUACACACAUACACAAACAGAAACAAACACACAUACAAACACAGGUACACACGUACACACAAACAGAAAUAAACACACAGGUUACACAAGUACACACAUACACAAACAGAGAUAAACACACAUACACAAACAGAAAUAAACACACAAGCUGAACUGGACUGUCACUUUAAUCUUCUCUAUCAUAUCUUCUUCCUGAAGACGUCCUGAUAAAACACUCCAAUGGCUCCAUCCUCCAUGGUGUGUAUGUGUGUGUGUGUAGCACUAACUCCAUGCUAACCCCAGCCCGUCAUCUCCACUCUUAUCAGCACAUCAGUUUAAUGCGGUUUCUAUAUCACUGAACAGCACAGUGGAGCUGCAUAGACUGACCAGAGGUCAGUUAAGGGCAGUAUCUCAGUAUCAUACAUUGACUUCUAUGCUUUGUAUCGUUAGAAUAAUAUGGAGGCGGUUCAGGAAUGCAGUAAGUGUUUGAUCAUGAAUGUGGGAGACGGAUGUAAGGUGUCCUACAGUAUCUCACUCCAUAACCACACAUAUCUUUCUGGUCAACACAGACCUCUGUUCAUAUCACUCCUUUACUUAACAUUUCAACACAGACCUCUGUUCAUAUCACUCCUUUACUUAACAUUUCAACACAGACCUCUCUGCUCAUAUCAAUCCUUUACUUAACAUUUCAACACAGACCUCUGUUCAUAUCACUCCUUUACUUAACAUUUCAACACAGACCUCUGUGCAUAUCACUCCUUUACUUAACAUUUCAACACAGACCUCUGUUCAUAUCACUCCUUUACUUAACAUUUCAACACAGACCUCUGUGCAUAUCACUCCUUUACUUAACAUUUCAACACAGACCUCUGUUCAUAUCACUCCUUUACUUAACAUUUCAACACAGACCUCUGUGCAUAUCACUCCUUUACUUAACAUUUCAACACAGACCUCUGUUCAUAUCACUCCUUUACUUAACAUUUCAACACAGACCUCUGUUCAUAUCACUCCUUUACUUAACAUUUCAACACAGACCUCUGUGCAUAUCACUCCUUUACUUAACAUUUCAACACAGACCUCUGUUCAUAUCACUCCUUUACUUAACAUUUCAACACAGACCUCUGUGCAUAUCACUCCUUUACUUAACAUUUCAACACAGACCUCUGUUCAUAUCACUCCUUUACUUAACAUUUCAACACAGACCUCUGUGCAUAUCACUCCUUUACUUAACAUUUCAACACAGACCUCUGUUCAUAUCACUCCUUUACUUAACAUUUCAACACAGACCUCUGUUCAUAUCACUCCUUUACUUAACAUUUCAACACAGACCUCUGUGCAUAUCACUCCUUUACUUAACAUUUCAACACAGACCUCUGUUCAUAUCACUCCUUUACUUAACAUUUCAACACAGACCUCUGUUCAUAUCACUCCUUUACUUAACAUUUCAACACAGACCUCUGUUCAUAUCACUCCUUUACUUAACAUUUCAACACAGACCUCUGUGCAUAUCACUCCUUUACUUAACAUUUCAACACAGACCUCUGUUCAUAUCACUCCUUUACUUAACAUUUCAACACAGACCUCUGUUCAUAUCACUCCUUUACUUAACAUUUCAACACAGACCUCUGUGCAUAUCACUCCUUUACUUAACAUUUCAACACAGACCUCUGUUCAUAUCACUCCUUUACUUAACAUUUCAACACAGACCUCUGUUCAUAUCACUCCUUUACUUAACAUUUCAACACAGACCUCUGUGCAUAUCACUCCUUUACUUAACAUUUCAACACAGACCUCUGUUCAUAUCACUCCUUUACUUAACAUUUCAACACAGACCUCUGUUCAUAUCACUCCUUUACUUAACAUUUCAACACAGACCUCUCUGUUCAUAUCACUCCUUUACUUAACAUUUCAACACAGACCUCUGUUCAUAUCACUCCUUUACUUAACAUUUCACUUAUCAUUUUGGUUUACCUCUUCUUUUUAGUUUUUUUUGUAUCACCCGCUUUUAUCAGUUUGCCAGUCUGCGAGAGGACGUCUGUCAUUAACUAUUUCAACCUCCUCUGUUGGGGGAGGGGUUUACACACGGUUCUGACAUUUCAUUGGCUCAUCUUUGCUGUGGAGGUGGGUGGGGGGGGCUUUACUUGACGGAUUCAUGUUUGAUUGAAUGACUGUACGAUAAAGAUGUGUGAUUUCUGAUUGGUGGGUUUUGACUGAGCCAGACGAGGACUGUUUGUAUGUAAAGGAUCGACUCUUGUCAGGGAGGGGCAGGGUUUGUUUGAUUGACAGCUGUAUGAGUUCUAUCCAGGCUUCCACACUGAGCUGUUUCAAACGUUGUAGAAAUAAAAGUCAGAACGUUUACAGAACACCACAACGACAA
Messenger RNA from Salvelinus fontinalis (brook trout), 6527 nucleotides. It is a transcript of the gene galnt1, whose product is annotated as UDP-N-acetyl-alpha-D-galactosamine:polypeptide N-acetylgalactosaminyltransferase 1. The record is from RefSeq and is a predicted model, not a curated record. Gene Ontology annotation, cellular component: Golgi apparatus. The transcript is spliced from 14 exons. Bases 794 to 2467 code for a protein of 557 amino acids. NCBI's taxonomy places the organism in Eukaryota, Metazoa, Chordata, Actinopteri, Salmoniformes, Salmonidae.